Messenger RNA from Oncorhynchus nerka (sockeye salmon), 3418 nucleotides. Its product is annotated as oxysterol-binding protein-related protein 10-like. The transcript is spliced from 4 exons. The annotation marks the transcript as partial. The record is from RefSeq and is a predicted model, not a curated record. NCBI's taxonomy places the organism in Eukaryota, Metazoa, Chordata, Actinopteri, Salmoniformes, Salmonidae. Gene Ontology annotation, molecular function: cholesterol binding. Gene Ontology annotation, cellular component: membrane; intracellular membrane-bounded organelle; cytosol.
GUGUUCUACGUCUGUUGGAGCAUGAUGAGGAGUAUGUGUUCACUCUGCCCUGUGCCUACGCCCGCUCCAUUCUUACCGUACCCUGGGUGGAGCUGGGAGGGAAAGUCACCAUCAGUUGUGCCAAGAGUGGAUACUCUGCCACCGUUACCUUCCAUACUAAACCCUUCUAUGGAGGAAAGAUACACAGAGUGACAGCGGAGGUCAAGCACAACCCGACGGGGACCAUAGUGUGUAAGGCCCAAGGGGAAUGGAACGGUACCCUAGAGUUCACCUACAGCAGUGGAGAGACCAAGGUCAUCAACACCUCCAAGCUGCCUGUCAUCAGGAAGAAGAUACGCCCCAUGGAGAAACAGGGACACUACGAAUCACGGCGUCUGUGGCAGCAUGUCACCUCAGCUCUGAGAUCAGGAAACAUUGACUCUGCUACAGAGCACAAACACUGUCUGGAGGAGAGGCAGAGAGCAGAGGGCCGACAGAGAGCUGCCUCCAACACACCCUGGACACCCAAGUACUUCAUCAAGGAGGGCGAGGGCUGGGUGUAUCACAACCCCUUGUGGAAGACCCACUGACGAGGGGAGGGGCCUCGGGGGGAGGGGCAACGUGCCAGCUGCCAAUCACAGCACGGCGAGCGGCCCGCUGGUGGUCAUGGCAACACACAGGGGACCAGCUAGCCGGGCCGCUAGAGAAUAGAGGAAAUACACAAGGGGCCUGUGUUCCAAAUGGAAUCCUAUUCUCUAUAUAGAGGACAACUGCAGAAAGAGUGCACUAUAUAGGGAAUAGGGUGCUAAUUUUCAGAUUUGCCCAAGGAUUGUCUUGGAUGAGGAGCUUGUGUCUCAGUCAUUCAAUAAGAAUGAGAGGUGCCAAAGACUCUCAAGAGGGACAGAUACUACAGUCAAGACAGCAAAAAGCUCACUGAGUUUCCCUGUCAGAAGCUGACCUGCUACCACACGAUACAGGAAACUCGGCGGCCAUUUUGGAGACGGACCGGGUCGAACCAGGAAGAGGUUGGUUAGGGACAGAAGAUGAGCGUGAUCGUUGGUGGUCAAAGAUAGCUGAACAAUUAUGUAGCUUUAAAAAAAUAUAUAGUAGAAUCUAAAUACCAGAAGAAUAUAUUAUAUUCACAUGGUUCUUCCUUCACUUUUAAUUUGUUUGCACAGGUACUGUAGCUGUCUCCACUGUUAUUACCCAGUAGGCCACAGGAGGGAUUGUCCUUCCAGCUGUCUCCACUGUUAUUACCCAGUAGGCCACAGGAGGGGUUGUCCUUCCAGCUGUCUCCACUGUUAUUACCCAGUAGGCCACAGGAGGGGUUGUCCUUCCAGCUGUCUCCACUGUUAUUACCCAGUAGGCCACAGGAGGGGUUGUCCUUCCAGCUGUCUCCACUAUUAUUACCCAGUAGGCCACAGGAGGGGUUGUCCUUCCAGCUGUCUCCACUGUUAUUACCCAGGAGGCCACGGGAGGGGUUGUCCUUCCAGCUGUCUCCACUGUUAUUACCCAGUAGGCCACAGGAGGGAUUGUCCUUCCAGCUGUCUCCACUGCUAUUACCCAGUAGGCCACAGGAGGGGUUGUCCUUCCAGCUGUCUCCACUAUUAUUACCCAGUAGGCCACAGGAGGGGUUGUCCUUCCAGCUGUCUCCACUGUUAUUACACAGUAGGCCACAGGAGGGGUUGUCCUUCCAGCUGUCUCCACUGUUAUUACCCAGUAGGCCACAGGAGGGUUUGUCCUUCCAGCUGUCUCGUUAUUACCCAGUAGGCCACAGGAGGGGUUGUCCUUCCAGCUGUCUCCACUGUUAUUACCCAGUAGGCCACAGGAGGGGUUGUCCUUCCAGCUGUUUCCACUGUUAUUACCCAGUAAGCCACAGGAGGGGUUGUCCUUCCAGCUGUCUCCACUGUUAUUACCCAGUAGGCCACAGGAGGGGUGUCCUUCCAGCUGUCUCCACUAUUAUUACCCAGUAGGCCACAGGAGGGGUUGUCCUUCCAGCUGUCUCCACUGUUAUUACCCAGUAGGCCACAGGAGGGGUUGUCCUUCCAGCUGUCUCCACUGUUAUUACCCAGUAGGCCACAGGAGGGCUUGUCCUUCCAGCUGUAUGAUGUAUGUAAGAUCCAAGGAUCUAUGAUUUGUCCAUAAUUAACACACAACACCAAACACACUGUUUAGUGAAGAGUCUUCCUUCAGCCCUUCUGUUCUAUGAUGUACAGUAUAUAUAUACCGGUUAUGUAUGUUUGUCACACUUGACUUGGACACUGUUCAUAACACAAUAGCCCAGUAUAGAGAACAGCGUUUCCUUCAGCCCCUCCAACAGCGCACAAUGGAGAAAUGUAAUCAGAGGUGAACACUGCUACAAUGUCAAAGUCAAAGCCAUUUCUCCAGCCCACACCAGCAAUCUUCAGUAUUCACACACUAACGUUGGAGUGAUUGGAACCAGGAAGUAGCCUGGUGCUCCAGUCUGUUUGUCCUUUUAUAUGGCCGAACCUUGAAGAGAUCUUUAUAUGGCCGAACCUUGAAGAGAUCUUUAUGUGGCCGAUCCUUGAAGAGAUCUUUAUAGGGCCGAACCUUGAAGAGAUCUUUAUAGGGCCGAACCCUGAAGAGAUCUUUAUAUGGCCGAACCUUGAAGAGAUCUUUAUAGGGCCGAACCUUGAAGAGAUCUUUAUAGGGCCGAACCUUGAAGAGAUCUUUAUAGGGCCGAACCGUGAAGAGAUCUUUAUAGGGCCGAACCUUGAAGAGAUCUUUAUAUGGGCGAACCGUGAAGAGAUCUUUAUAUGGCCGAACCCUGAAGAGAUCUUUAUAUGGCCGAACCUUGAAGAGAUCUUUAUAGGGCCGAACCUUGAAGAGAUCUUUAUAUGGCCGAACCUCGAAGAGAUCUUUAUAGGGCCGAACCUCGAAGAGAUCUUUAUAUGGCCGAACCUCGAAGAGAUCUUUAUAGGGCCGAACCUCGAAGAGAUCUUUAUAGGGCCGAACCUCGAAGAGAUCUUUAUAUGGCCGAACCUUGAAGAGAUCUUUAUAGGGCCGAACCUCGAAGAGAUCUUUAUAUGGCCGAACCUUGAAGAGAUCUUUAUAGGGCCGAACCUCGAAGAGAUCUUUAUAUGGCCGAACCUUGAAGAGAUCUUUAUAGGGCCGAACCUUGAAGAGAUCUUUAUAUGGCCGAACCGUGAAGAGAUCUUUAUAUGGCCGGACCUUGAAGAGAUCUUUAUAGGGCCGAACCUUGAAGAGAUCUUUAUAUGGCCGAACCUUGAAGAGAUCUUUAUAGGGCCGAACCUUGAAGAGAUCUUUAUAUGGCCGAACCUUGAAGAGAUCUUUAUAUGGCCGAACCUUGAAGAGAUCUUUAUAUGGCCGAACCGUGAAGAGAUCUUUAUAUGGCCGAACCCUGAAGAGAUCUUUAUAUGGCCGAACCCUGAAGAGAUCUUUAUAUGGCCGAACCUUG